Messenger RNA from Cryptomeria japonica (Japanese cedar), 798 nucleotides. RefSeq lists its product as uncharacterized. Gene Ontology annotation, molecular function: protein dimerization activity. Bases 1 to 798 code for a protein of 265 amino acids. The record is from RefSeq and is a predicted model, not a curated record. The transcript has 4 exons. NCBI's taxonomy places the organism in Eukaryota, Viridiplantae, Streptophyta, Pinopsida, Cupressales, Cupressaceae.
AUGAAGCAAGUGGUGGCAGAAGCUAGAGACAUUCAAAUGUUCAUUUGGAACCACCACACCUCACUUGCUCUCUUUAGAUCAUUUUCAAAGAAAGAGUUCCUUAAACCUAUUGAAACAAGGUAUGCCACUUACUUCAUCUUGUUGGAGAGGAUGCUUGAGGUGCAUGAUCCUCUACAACUGAUGGUGGUGAAUCCUGAAUAUGUUUGCUUUGUCAUCUCACCUAUUGUAGAUGUCAUUAGAUAUGCUGAUAUAGACUCUCCUAGUCUUGGAGAGAUAUAUGAGACAUUUGACAGUAUGCUUGGGAAGAUUAAGCAAACAAUUUUGGCCAAGGAUCCUACUUUGGGGUUCUAUGAGCAACAUAUUAGGCCCAUUGUGACACAAAGGUGGAACAUAAUGAACACCCCGCUUCAUAUGGCAGCCGAUGCAUUGAAUCCCAAAUGGUAUGCACCAAAGGAUGGAAGGUUGCCUCCAUGUGACAAUGAUGAGGUUUUAGAUGGGUUCACGCGAGCCAUUGAUAAGAUAUAUACAGAGGAGCAAGCUUCCAUACUUCGUGCACAAUUCCUUGACUUCACAAAUCUUCAUGGUCCUACAUUGAGUAAACCACAGGCGAGUCGCUUACUUUCACAGGUUGCUAGUUCCUCUGCUACAAAGAGGAAUUGGUCCACAUAUGGCUUUAUCCACUCUAUCAAGAGGAAUAGACUUACCUCUAGACAAGUGGAGAAGCUAGUGGCCAUGCAUAGUGCUCUUCGACUUCAGGAUCGUCAGAUUCCAGAGUAUCGACAGACUCCAGCUUUAUGA